UUUUUGUUUUGUAUUCGUAAUUUUUAAGAUCUUACGUAGUGCUGCUUGAAUCCCAAUUCCCAAUUUGAUCCGAAAUAUUAUUACAGCGUCUGCUUACAAUUAUCAUAUACUUGCAUUCAAAAAAAAUCAAAACAUGACUAUUGGCAACUCCUCUGCAUUGAUUACGAAAAGGAAACAAUCAAAUUAUCCUCCACAAGGAGUAAGAUGUCAGAAAUGUCUGGAAAUGGGUCACUGGUCCUAUGAAUGUAAAGGCAAAAGAAAGUAUGUCCAUAGGUCAUCCAGAACUCAGAUAUUAAAGAAGAGGCUUAAAGCUAAAGAGGAAGGCCUCUCUAGCAUUCACUCAAAGGCAUCCACACUCACAAAAGCCAAGGACAAAUCAAGUAAAAAAUCCAAAAAAGAAGAAAGUUCCAGCUCAAGCAGCUCGAGUGAUUCUUCCUCUUCAAGUUCGGAUAGUGACAGCAGCAGCAGCAGCUCUAGUAGCGACAGUGAUAGUUCAAGUGAAGAUGAUAGGAAGUAAGAUAAAAUUUAAUAGAUGUAUUAAUGGUUUCAUUUUUAUAUAAUAUAAUUUAUAUUUCUCAGAA
Messenger RNA from Anthonomus grandis grandis, 581 nucleotides. RefSeq names its product zinc finger CCHC domain-containing protein 10. Gene Ontology annotation, molecular function: nucleic acid binding; zinc ion binding. The transcript has 2 exons. The record is from RefSeq and is a predicted model, not a curated record. The coding region runs from base 134 to 517 and encodes 127 amino acids. NCBI's taxonomy places the organism in Eukaryota, Metazoa, Arthropoda, Insecta, Coleoptera, Curculionidae.